Molecule: messenger RNA, 3948 nt
Organism: Mauremys mutica (yellowpond turtle)
Lineage: Eukaryota; Metazoa; Chordata; Testudines; Geoemydidae
Gene: CATSPERE
Product: catsper channel auxiliary subunit epsilon
Exons: 18
Coding region: 537-2747 (736 amino acids)
Biological process (GO): flagellated sperm motility; sperm capacitation
Cellular component (GO): sperm principal piece; CatSper complex
Source: RefSeq, a predicted model, not a curated record
CCUGCCAAACAGGCACAGCCUGGUUGGACUCCCUUAGAAUGAGGGGUGUUGUGCUCAGCCGCCUCUGAAAGAGCAGCUACACAGUUAUCCAAACCUGCCUCUCUACUCAGGGGCAGAUGCCAAGAUCCUAAGGGUACUUCACUGCAAUUAUACACCCUCAGCUGGUCCAUGUCAGCUGGCUCAGGCUCGUGGGACUCAGGCUCCUGGGCUGUUUAACUGUAGCGUAGAUGUUCAGGCUCAGGCUGGAGGCUGGGCUCUGGGACCCCACGAGGUGUUGAGUUCCUCUGUGGCUGACUGAUAUGGACCAUAUAGUUCAUCAGAAAUGGUUGUGUCUUUGAGGAGCAAAAUCCAAGGACAGUCAGGCUGAAGACCCAUAGCAAUCAUGGAGGCAAGAGAAAAAGAUGCAUAUUAAUAUCUCCUGCUAAGAGACUAAUUUGUUGUUUCUUUUUAGAGUUAAGUACCCAUUUCUGAUCCCUCUUUUGCCAUACUGCAGCAGGAUUGUAAAGUAGCGUGGGCCCAGUAGAAUAAGAGAGACUAUGGAGUUAAUCUUAUGGAUAUACGAUCCAGAAAAUGCAGAACCCUCUGAAUUGAAUCACACUGCAACGUCUCCUCCACCGAAUUCUAAGACACUUAGCAAGCAGUUUUGGAAUUUGGGACAGGAACCUGUUGUUCAGACCUAUUUUAGAAAUACCAAAUACUUUGCCACUGCAUUUCCAGAGUUGGGAUUCUGGAAAAUUAAUGUACCUGCAAUGUUAGAUGACAUCAUAACUAAUAUCCAUGGAAAGGCAAUAGCUUUCCAGGAUUGUUUUGUUCUAGAUAGUCCCUUUAUCAUUUCCAGGCCUGAAGAGCCAUUUCCUAACAAUGUAAAUGACAAUUCCCUCUGUUCCCCAGCUGGUAGUGAGCCCUUCAUUGAGUGGUCUGCCUGUUUUCCAACAACUGCACUUUUGUUGUCAGAAUUUGGAACUUUCCAUACAAAUGAUGGAUUCAUAACUUAUAAAGAAAUCAAAGCUCCAGCACACAUUUUGGGCUUUGACUUAAGUCAUAAAGUAACUGAUAUUGUUUUAACUAACGAUGGAAUCUUAUUUUUAAUAAUGGGGACAGUUUACAAAAGAGAGUCCAAUCGGUUUUUUAAACUUGGAUCUGAAUACAAUCUACCAGAAACAGGAAUAACUGGAAUACAGUCAAGACUUUGGUGUUCAUCUGAAUAUCCAGUACAGAGUGGAAGAAAAUUAAGUACAGUAGCAAUAUGGACACCAACUGAACAAUAUCUAGGAUAUGAUGGCAAUGUGUUUAUUAAAAUAACAGAUACAACAACCCUAAAGAAGGUCCUAGAUUUGCCAGUGACUGCUUCUUUAUCUAUAGGCACUGUUUGCUAUGACUCACGCCCAUCUGAAGUUUCUUUGCUAAUGGCCUGCGUUGGGUGCAGCUCCUCCAGGGUGUUUUAUCUGUCAGCUUAUAAUGAAGACCGAGAUUUGUGGGUCCUAAGAGACUUUUCCUUAAAUGCUCCUCCCCAGGGUUUUAUGCUAAUGGAAUUUGUAUAUUCAGCAUCACCAUCUAUGCUGUUGUGGAACAAGGAAAUGGUCUAUUAUAGCUAUAAAAACAACACAAUUAAUGGAUUUGUUAUGGUAAUUGGGUUAAAUCAGAAGCUAUCGGAAGUAUCUCAAGGGAGCACUAUUCACCAACUGGUUAUUGGAAUCUGUGAUAUUCGGUGCCAAGGAGGCACAUUGCAUCUUAUCUCCAUUUGCCAUUGCAGUGAGCCUUCCAUGUCAGGACAUUUACUAGAGCAGCGGCAGCACCAGACUCUGCCAGAACAAUUUUACCAUAAAAUGGACUAUAGCCUUGAACCUAAUUACACAGAAGCAUUAAUUUCAUCCACAGGUGUUAUGACAGUUGAACUACAACCUAGUAUGUCUGGAAAAAUGUGUGCAACACACAAUAAGCUAACUCAUUUUUUUGUUGGCUGUCCUCCAUCAAGGCAUAUUGUCAUUCACAGACCUUCAGAUAUAACCUGUAUCAAACAUAAUUUUACUACUUACAAAAUACCUGGGGAAUAUCUGUGGGAUCCAACAACUGAAGACCUGGUGGUAAAUUAUGAUUGGGAUAAGUAUGGCUGCCUAAUGGAUCUUCAUUAUGCAAUACCUUUUCAUCCUGAUAUUGCCUUAUACGAUGGCAGCACAUUUGUUAAAACAGUUGAGGCAAAUUUUAUAUUAUGGGAGGUUCAUGGCAGAAGUGACUACAGCUACAACUCAUCUAUGAAGCAGGUGGGUUGUUUGUGUGAAGCACAGACUUGGAUUUCAAUGCUUGAGGAACAUGAAAACAGUACAUUAGACGAAAUAUGGGGGCCACAGAAUUACAGAUCCUGCUUUCAAUCUGAACUUGGACCUCUAGGAGACCUAAAUCAGCUGUAUCAAAUUUUGAACCACUCUGGUUACAAUUCUCUCAUUUGGCCUACUGAGUACAGUGGCAUUUAUGUGUUCAGAGUGAAAAUAGUGGACCCAAAUUUCAGUUUUUGUGACUUAAAUACAAUCUUUGCAGUCCGUACAUAUGGCAUAGUAGAAAGUCCAAACAUUGGUAAGGUUGCUGGCUUUUCAAUCCUCAUACUGUCCAUUUUUGGGGGCAUCCUUAUUGUAAGCUACUUCAGGUAUGUGAAGAUUUAUCGAGCACUCAUUUAUGUUGAUCCACUGCCAUCACAUGACCAACAAGAUCAAACAAGAAAGACAGCACAUGAGUUGAAGAAGGACCAAUAAUUUAUCUACCAUACUGAUGGCAUUCUGUAUAAAGAAAUUGUAAGAGUACAUUGGCUUUUUAAAUAAUUUCAAUAUUGUUGGAUUGUUAAGGGUUAUUUUCACAAACAGCUUUUCACCUUUCAUAUAAGACUAUUGUGACUCGUGUUUAGUUUCCAGUUCCCGUUUAGUUUUCAGCUCUACCAUUGAGCUUAACAUAUCCCAUUGGUUUCCUUUGUGUGUAUAGACGGAGGGCAGUUUAUGGCCCCCUUAGUAGCCACCUCUCAAACCAAAUUAAAUUAAAAUAUAUGUAUGAUCUUUAGGCUUGAUUCAGCCCCAGUUUAUGCUGGCUUUCCUCAGCAUAACCAGCAUGCAUGGCUUUUGGCAAUUUGAAACCUGGGGGACAGCUGCCUCAGUACAAAACUUCCACUCUGUCAAGGGCCUGUAUGCAGCCGCUGCAGUCCCCAAAGUGAGCAGCACUGUCUCGGGCAGGGAGAUAUGCUGAUUCAACAUAUUUUUGGAUGGUGUAUAGUGACUGGGCUCCUGUGAAACCCCAGUUGCACUUUAAAGCUGCCUUUCCGCAUGAGUGGGUAACAAUGCCUCCCCUUCACAAGUCUGAGUCAAUGAAUCCCCUUGUCCACAAGACAGUUAGAACCAGAUUGUCAGCUGGUGAAUGUUGGAGCAACUCCAUUGAUUUCAGUGUAGCUACACUAAUUUAUACUAGCGGAUGAUCUGGCCCUCGGAUUCUAAUAAUCACUUAUACUUUGAAUAGAUCAGAGCCUUGUAUAAAAAAUAUGUUUCAAAGACUUGGUAGAUAAUGCUACGUCUAAAAUAUUCUGACAGCUAUAAUUCUCAAUGUCUAUUAUACAUUUUAUGACAAAUAGCAGUUACUCAGAUCUGAAAACUUCUGUGAUCACAUCUUCAAUUCAAAUAUAUUAUUGGUUGUAAUUUAUUGAAUGUGAAUUUUGGUAGCUGCAACUGCAUGCAAAAUGUACUAGAUUUCUGUUUACAAACUUGAAACAAAUUUUGUAACCUUUUAGUGAACUCAGAUGUUCAACAGACCCCAACUUCAAGUAACUAGUAUAUUUUGUAAAGCUUCAAAAGAGAAUCAAAUCACAUCAGCUACUGUAACUUAAUACAUUCAGACACAGCAAAUUGAAUAUUUUUAUUACUAACCUAACAGGUAUUGUUUGAGCAUUUUAAAUAGAAUUUACAUUGUUUAAAG